Messenger RNA from Drosophila subpulchrella, 536 nucleotides. RefSeq names its product NEDD8 (gene Nedd8). Gene Ontology annotation, cellular component: cytoplasm; nucleus. The coding region runs from base 125 to 379 and encodes 84 amino acids. Gene Ontology annotation, molecular function: protein tag activity; ubiquitin protein ligase binding. Gene Ontology annotation, biological process: protein neddylation; modification-dependent protein catabolic process; regulation of proteolysis. The record is from RefSeq and is a predicted model, not a curated record. The transcript is spliced from 3 exons. Lineage: Eukaryota; Metazoa; Arthropoda; Insecta; Diptera; Drosophilidae.
UUUUGACAGCCCAGUCGAACUAACGCCGAAAGUGACAGCCAUAAAAAGAACCAGCUGUGGAAAUUUGCAAAAAUUCCAGAUAAUUUAUUAAUUGUACAGAACCGGCUCGCUUAACACACACAAUAUGUUGAUUAAAGUAAAGACCCUGACCGGCAAGGAAAUCGAAAUCGACAUUGAGCCCACAGACAAGGUGGAUCGCAUCAAGGAGCGAGUGGAGGAGAAGGAGGGCAUUCCGCCCCAGCAACAGCGUCUUAUUUUCUCCGGCAAGCAAAUGAAUGAUGACAAAACCGCGGCGGACUACAAGGUUCAAGGCGGCUCGGUCCUCCAUUUGGUCCUGGCCCUGCGAGGCGGUGAUUCCAUCCUGAUACCUUGUCUAUAACUAGCCUGUUGAUAAGCGGAAAACAUUCAUUUACAAUUCACUCAAAUAUAUUAAGCUUGAGAAGCAUCAUAUGGAGAAUUAUAUAUGUAAACUAUAAAAUCAGUCUGAAAAGUGGUUAAAAAGCGAGAGAAUAAACAAUAGAGAAAAUCGGAUCGAA